Acanthisitta chloris (rifleman) is the source of this 2114-nucleotide messenger RNA. It is a transcript of the gene AKAP10, whose product is annotated as A kinase (PRKA) anchor protein 10. NCBI's taxonomy places the organism in Eukaryota, Metazoa, Chordata, Aves, Passeriformes, Acanthisittidae. Gene Ontology annotation, biological process: intracellular protein localization. Gene Ontology annotation, molecular function: protein kinase A binding. Gene Ontology annotation, cellular component: plasma membrane. The record is from RefSeq and is a predicted model, not a curated record.
GGAAAGGCAGAGAACAAGCAAAGACCACAGAUGUGAAAGCAAUUAAAACUCCAAUCCCAGUACAUUCCCCUCAGAGAAGCACUAGAAAUCAUGCCUUGCUGGAGGCUGCAGGACCAAGCCAUGUGGCCAUCAAUGCCAUCUCUGCCAACAUGGACUCUUUUUCUAGCAGCCGAACAGCUGCCCUCAAGAAGCAGCCAAGUCACAUGGAAGCUGCUCAUUUUGGAGACUUAGGCAGAUCGUGUCUGAAUUAUCAGGCUCAAGAGACCAAAUCAAGCCUUUCCAAGACCCUUGAACAAGUCCUGCAGGACAGUGUAGCUCUCCCUUACUUCAUCCAAUUUAUGGAACUGCGCAGGAUGGAGCACUUGGUGAAGUUCUGGUUGGAGGCCGAAAGCUUCCACUCCACGACGUGGUCCCGUAUCCGUGCACACAGCCUGAACACAGUGAAGCAGAGUUCCUUGGCAGAGCCAGUGUCACCCUCCAAACAGCAGGAAAUGGCAUCCUCUCCUCCGACUGGAUUGCUUGAGGAGAGGCUGGAGGAGGAGUCUGGCACAGUCAGGCUGCUCCAGACCAAGCCAACAGCCUCGGACAGGAGUGACAGAAGUAGCAACAGCCAGAACCACCUGCUCUUGGGUCAGGAGAGCCACAACACUAGUGUGCUUUGCCUAAGAAAAUCAGAGACAGGGACUCAUUCUUUUCCAGCUGAUCAGCAAGAAUCUUCCAAGCUUUCAGUAUCCAAUAGGAACAGCCCUUCCUCUGCACUAAAGGACUUGUCAGGAAAACUCAUGAAAAGUAUAGAACGGGAUGCAGUUAGUACUUUUACCAAAUAUAUUUCUCCAGAUGCUGCUAAACCAAUCCCUAUUACAGAAGCUAUGAGAAAUGACAUAGUUGCAAAGAUUUGUGGGGAAGAUGGACAAGUGGAUCCCAACUGUUUUGUUACAGCACAGUCAAUAGUGUUUAAUGCAAUGGAACAAGAGCACUUUAGUGAGUUUCUGCGAAGUCACCAUUUCUGUAAAUACCAGAUUGAGGUGCUGACUAGUGGGACUGUGUAUCUGGCUGACAUCCUGUUCUGUGAAUCAGCUCUGUUCUAUUUCUCUGAGUACAUGGAGAAAGAAGAUGCGGUUAAUGUAUUGCAGUUCUGGUUGGCAGCAGAUAACUUCCAGUCCCAACUUGCUGCCAAAGAAGGCCAGUAUGAUGGGCAAGAAGCACAGAAUGAUGCCAUGAUUUUAUAUGACAAGUACUUCUCCCUCCAAGCCACACAUCCUCUGGGGUUUGAUGACUCGGUGAGGUUAGAGAUUGAAUCCAACAUCUGCAGGGAGGGAGGUCCUCUCCCCAACUGCUUCACCACUCCCCUGCGGCAGGCGUGGACGACCAUGGAGACGGUUUUUUUACCUGGUUUCUUGUCCAGCAACCUUUACUACAAAUACUUGAAUGAUCUCAUCCAUUCAGUACGAGGAGAUGAAUUCCCAGGAGGGAAUAUUGCACUGAGUAUUCAUGGCCAUGGUAGCUCUCCUGACAGUGAUUCCAUAGGGGCCCCAGAUGGCUCUGCCUCCCAGUCUAAUGUCAAAAAGGCUAAUGUUAAAAUCCUGAAAAAUUUUGAUGAAGCAAUAAUUGUAGAUGCUGCAAGUCUGGAUCCAGAGUCUUUGUACCAACGAACAUAUGCAGGGAAGAUGACGUUUGGACGAGUCAGUGACCUGGGGCAGUUCAUCAGAGAAUCUGAACCAGAGCCUGAUGUAAAAAAAUCAAAAGGGUCCAUGUUUUCACAAGCAAUGAAGAAAUGGGUUCAAGGAAACACAGAUGAGGCUCAAGAAGAGAUGGCUUGGAGGAUAGCAAAGAUGAUAGUCAACGACGUUAUGCAGCAGGCACAGUGCGAACAGCCGUCGGAGAAGGUUACCAAGGUGAGGGGGUGGAAGCUGCUUGUCUCCCUCUGGCUCAGGCCAGGCUGUGGGAGGAGCAGAGCUCUCACUUGCCUUCCUCCUGCAGCUGAAACCCACACUGGGGAAUGUUCAAACUAGUGGCACGAUAGGAAGAAACAAAGGUUGGAAGUGUUUCGGCCUACGUGUGAUGUAGGAAUUCCGUACCAGAUGUCAGUGAUGGUUCUCCUGUGCAAGCACUAA